Messenger RNA from Erythranthe guttata (spotted monkey flower), 1233 nucleotides. NCBI's taxonomy places the organism in Eukaryota, Viridiplantae, Streptophyta, Magnoliopsida, Lamiales, Phrymaceae. The record is from RefSeq and is a predicted model, not a curated record.
AAAGAUAUUUCUCACUCACACUCUGGUUUCACCGGCGAAAGCUGACAAAGCUCAAGCUCCGAAUCUCCCGGAAUGGAGGGCGAUGAUUUGAAGCCAAUGGACGCCGAUCAACUGAGGGAGCAUGCCCACAAGAUGGUUGACUUUAUUGCUGACUAUUACAAGAACAUCGAACAGUUCCCUGUUCUCAGCCAAGUCCAGCCUGGGUAUCUGCGUGAGCUUCUGCCCGAUUCCGCCCCGUCUCGCCCUGAAUCCUUACAAGAUGUUUUGGAUGAUGUUCAGACAAAAAUAUUACCGGGAGUGACACAUUGGCAAAGUCCCGAUUAUUUUGCGUAUUUUCCGUCGAAUAGUAGUGUUGCUGGUUUCUUGGGGGAAAUGCUAAGUGCUGGAAUCAGUAAUGGAUUAUGGUUUCAUGUGGAUGCUGCUUAUGCUGGAAGUGCUUGUAUUUGUCCGGAAUUUCGUCACUUUAUUGAUGGUGUAGAAUUAGCCAACUCUUUUAACAUGAAUGCACACAAGUGGUUCUUGACCAACUUUGACUGCUCGGCUCUUUGGGUGAAGGAGAGAAGUGCACUGGUCCAAUCAUUAUCGACGAAUCCCGAGUACCUUAAAAACAAAGCUUCUCAAGGAAACACGGUCGUGGAUUAUAAAGAUUGGCAAAUCCCGUUAGGACGCAGAUUCAGAUCUCUGAAACUGUGGAUGGUGUUUCGACUUUACGGGUUGGAAAACUUGCGGACUUACAUAAGAAGCCAUAUUGAAUUGGCUAACAAGUUCGAACAACUCGUUAAGCUAGACCCGAGAUUCGAGGUUGUUGCCCCUCGGAAUUUCUCCCUAGUUUGCUUUCGCCUUUUGUCUACGCAAAAGGAUCUAGAAUGUUCUAACAGAUUGAACCGCGAAUUACUCGAUGCAGUGAAUUCGACUGGAAAACUCUUCAUCUCUCACACAGUUCUUUCGGAAAAAUACGUAUUACGAUUGGCGGUGGGGGCCCCACUGACUGAAGAGAGGCAUGUGGUUUCAGCUUGGGAAACUUUGCAAGAAAAUGCUUCUGCUUUACUAGUAAGGAAUUAAACUCUUCAUUCUAUUUAAUUAAAAUAAGCUAUAUUUUAAUUUUUAAGUUGCUGCAUCAACUUUUUUGAUUUAUAAGUAUUUGAUGAUUAAUAAAAAAAAAAAAUUGCAUUGGGUAUUUGUACCAUACAAAACAGUUAAAUUUCUAAAUUAAGUAAUUAAAGUUGAUUUUUA